Phragmites australis (common reed) is the source of this 814-nucleotide messenger RNA. RefSeq names its product V-type proton ATPase subunit G1-like. The record is from RefSeq and is a predicted model, not a curated record. Gene Ontology annotation, biological process: proton transmembrane transport. The transcript has 4 exons. Gene Ontology annotation, molecular function: proton-transporting ATPase activity, rotational mechanism. Lineage: Eukaryota; Viridiplantae; Streptophyta; Magnoliopsida; Poales; Poaceae. Gene Ontology annotation, cellular component: vacuolar proton-transporting V-type ATPase complex. Bases 202 to 534 code for a protein of 110 amino acids.
UAGAAAUUCGGUUGGAGUUACUGGCUCCUCCACCACCGCACUCCGCUCCCCGAUCCAGAUCCAGGUGCCCCCUCCGCCGCACCUGCACCUCUCUACCCUCUCCUGUAGGCGGCGGCGGCGGCAUCGUCUCGCCUGGGCUGCCCUGGAGUGGAGGUCCGAUCCGUCCGGACACGACCCUGCUGCUUUCGUCGCAGCUGAAAGAUGGACGCGAACAGGCGCCAGAGUGGGAUUCAGCAGCUAUUGGCAGCGGAGCAGGAGGCUCAGCAAAUCGUGAAUGCGGCUAGGGCUGCUAAGUCGGCAAGGCUUAGGCAAGCAAAAGAGGAGGCUGAGAGGGAAAUAGCUGAAUACCGUGCCCAGAUGGAGGCCGAGUUCCAGAGGAAGGUUGCGGAGAGCAGCGGUGACUCGGGUGCAAACGUCAAGCGUCUUGAGCAAGAGACAGCAGUGAAAAUCGAACAACUCAACCAACAGGCUGCAAGCAUCUCCCCUGAAGUCAUUCAGAUGCUUCUGAGGCAUGUCACCACCGUGAAGAACUGAACGUUGUUGUGCCCUAAAUAUGAUUGCAAACUUGUAUCGUCUACCUGUUCAUUUGUUUCAGAGUGUGAUGAGGAAUAAUGUGUCACUUCAACCUGUAAUUCCUUGUUCUUAACCACGGAAUAAGCUGUUGCAGUUUAGCAAAAGUUUAGCAGCAACUGUGUCUAGUACCAUCAGAACUUAGCUAUUGUUUGGUAUAUUGCCAUAUUGGUAAAUAUUGUUUCCAGUUGGUUUUUUGGACAAACAAAAUUUAUUGAUUCACUAUCAAGCGGCUCUGUUUAUA